AUGGACGACGACUUUGGUGAUGAUGCAGACUUUGACGCUGCUCUUGCUGCCGCUAAAAGGUCUUCCUCUGCGCCAAAGUCGUCUGGACCAUCCAACAGCAGUGGCCCACCGAAAGUUGUCCAGCCAAAACCACAGGCACUUGCCUCCCGACAGGGUCCAUCUGCCGUUCUUGUAUCUACACGUCAGAAGGGAAAUCCCAUCUUGAAUUAUAUUCGCUCGCUGCCAUGGGAAUACUCCGACACACCAGCGGACUACAUACUCGGCACUACUACCUGUGCGCUCUUCCUCUCGCUCAAGUACCAUAGACUUCAUCCGGAAUAUAUCUAUAGUCGCAUUCGUGCUCUCGGCAAAAUGUACAAUCUGCGGAUAUUGUUGACAAUGGUGGAUAUUACGAAUCAUGAAGAAGCGUUGAGAGAACUGUCCAAGACGUCCAUGAUCAAUAACCUAACCUUGAUAUUAUGUUGGUCGGCGCAGGAAGCUGGGAGAUACCUGGAGCUCUUCAAGUCAUAUGAACAUGCAUCACCCGCAUCAAUCCGCGCCCACCAAGCUGAGAGCUAUCGAGAAAGCCUGACCGAGUUCGUUACCACACCUAGGAGCAUCAACAAGACAGACGCUGCGAGCCUGAUCUCAAAUUACGGUACCCUGAGAGCCGCGAUUAAUGCUCCGCCAGAGGAACUAGCGCUGAUACCAGGAUGGGGAGAGAAGAAGGUGAAGGAUUGGUGUAGCGCUGUAAGAGAGAACUUUCGAGUUCGAAAUGCUGCAAGAACCGGUGCUACACUGCAGAGGAAUGAAAGCUCGAUGGGAAUGAUUGAUGAAGGGGAGGACAGCAGAGCCUCGAAUCGGCAGACACCAAUACCUAUCAGCAUGAUUCCAAGUCGAGAGGCAUCAGGACUGGGUAUGUCGAGAAAAGAUACUACACCUGAGCCUACUUCGAAACGGCGACGGAUUGAAGAAGUUGCACAUGCAGAAAUCAGUUCUGAUGAGGAAGCUGCGAUGAUCGCUGCGGCAGAAGAUGAACCUGUCGCUCCGCAUGGUAUGGUACGCAAGGAUUCCAGCAGGGCCGGAGAAACCAUGAGCGAAGGCAUCGCAGCUGCGUUGGCCAAACUUCGAGAGAAAGCUUAA
Molecule: messenger RNA, 1122 nt
Organism: Endocarpon pusillum Z07020
Lineage: Eukaryota; Fungi; Ascomycota; Eurotiomycetes; Verrucariales; Verrucariaceae
Exons: 1
Coding region: 1-1122 (373 amino acids)
Biological process (GO): mitotic recombination; meiotic mismatch repair; nucleotide-excision repair
Cellular component (GO): ERCC4-ERCC1 complex; nucleotide-excision repair factor 1 complex; nucleus
Molecular function (GO): single-stranded DNA binding; damaged DNA binding
Source: RefSeq, a predicted model, not a curated record